AUGGCAGCAGACGACGAAUAUUAUGCUUUCGAUAACGAAUCGUUGCUGCGAUCAAGGAACAGUGCCAAUGGGAAUCUUCAGAGGGGAGAAUCUCUGGUGAGACGGGACAGGAAUGAUUUCACAAACCCGGCAAAUCCGCACCACUACUACGCGCAAAAAGCACAACAGCAGCGUGAAAAUGGCCAGGUUCAGGUCCAAGAGUCAAUUCCGCUCGAAGACAUGGGUCGCGGUAAAAAAAAGAGCGCGCCUACAAAGGAACCCCCCACAUCUCUGUCGAUUUGGCAGGUGUACUGCUACAUUAUUACCUUCUGGGCGCCUGCGCCUCUUUUGUCGCUUUUUGGAAUGGCUAAGAAGGAACGUCAAUUUGCCUGGAGAGAAAAAAUCGCGUUGUUGUCGGUGAUAUUCUAUGCCGGCACCAUUGUUGCCUAUUUGACCUUCGGCUUUACGAAGACUGUUUGCGGCAGUCAAGUGCUACGUCUUCGGAACAAUGAAGUUUCCGGCAGCUAUUUGAUCAUCAAUGGUAAGUCCUACGAUCUUGAUUCGUCGUCGCAUCCAGCUGCGGCUGGCAUUGAAAGUGGCACCAACGUUUUGUACCCUCCCAUCAAUGCUGGCGGAAUGGACGCUUCCUUUUUGUUUCAAAAUGUCAAUGGUAACUGUAAGGGUCUCAUCACACCAAAAGACAACUGCAGUAUCCCCUACGACAAUGACGAAGAUUUGGCUUGGUAUUUUCCCUGUAAACUGACUGCUCAAGACGGCUCGACGAAGCCAAAUUUCACAGUAAGUGAGUAUUAUGACGGUUGGGCCUGUCAUACCUCGCAGGAUGCUCGUGAUGCAUACUACUCGCUUGAUGCUGCGGCUGAAGUAUACUACACUUGGGAUGACAUAAAAAACUCAACUCGAAACCUAGUAGUUUAUAAUGGUCAUGUCCUAGAUUUGGACUUAUUGAAUUGGCUUCAAACUGAUGAUCUUGACUAUCCAUCCCUAUUCGAUCAACUAAGAGAUGCGAAACUGCAAGGCUAUGAUAUUUCCCUGGUUUUAUCGGACUCUUUCGAAAGAAGUGCCGCUCGGUGUCUAUCAGAAAUCAUAAGAGUUGGUGAGAUUGAUUCGUCAACUAUCGGUUGUCUCGCAUCUCAAGUUGUACUGUACAUUUCCUUAGUUUUCAUUCUGUCAGUGGUUUUCAUCAAGUUCUUUAUUUCCUGUUACUUCCGCUGGGUCGUGGCUAGAAAACAAGGAGCUUACACUGUAAGCAACAAGACCAUGAAUCAGCAUGCUAAAGAUAUCGAGGAUUGGUCCGAGAACAUAAACGCUAGAGGACCGAUCAAAAAAAUUGACCCAAGCAUGAGGUCGGGUGGCCAACGAAGGGUUUCUGCAUUUGAUCUCAUUAGGCGUAACUCUAUGAUGCUUCUCAAUGACAAAACAGAUGAUCCCAAUGAUAAGUUUCGCGGUAUGACUACUAUGACAACACAAUCCUAUUUGAAGCCAAACCCUGCCGACCCGAUUCAAGGCACUUCUGCAUUUCAGUCUCCUUUUACAAAUGACUUGAUUUCCUCGAGUAAUAAUCUGGAAACCUUGGAUGCCACAAUUAUUCAUCCAGAUGUUGUCGCGCAACCUCCAGUUGAUUUUAUGCCCACUACCUAUCCGCUGAUCCACACCAUAUGUUUUGUGACGUGUUACUCUGAAGACGAACAAGGUCUGAGAACAACUCUAGAUUCUUUGGCUACCACUGAUUACCCAAACUCGCAUAAACUUAUCAUGGUUGUUUGUGAUGGUCUUAUCAAGGGUUCUGGUAACGAUUUGACCACUCCUGAAAUAGCUUUAAGCAUGGUUGACGACUUCGUCGUUCCCCCAGAAGAGGUAGAGCCUCAUUCGUACGUGGCCGUAGCUUCUGGGUCUAAAAGACACAAUAUGGCCAAAAUCUACGCUGGCUUUUACAGGUAUGAUAACUCUUCCAUUGAGCCUGAGCUCCAGCAACGGGUUCCUAUGAUAGUAAUUGUCAAGUGCGGUACGCCUGAUGAGCAGGGUUCCAUGAAACCUGGUAACAGAGGUAAGCGUGAUUCUCAAGUGAUCUUGAUGUCUUUCUUACAGAGACUAACUUUCGAAGAAAGAAUGACAGUAUUCGAGUAUCAAUUGCUGAAGAAUAUCUGGCAGAUAACUGGACUUAUGGCUGAUUUUUACGAGUUGGUACUCAUGGUCGACGCUGACACUAAAGUAUUCCCCGAUUCCCUGACUCACAUGGCUGCUGAAAUGGUAAAAGACCCAGAAAUUAUGGGCCUGUGUGGUGAGACAAAAAUCGCUAAUAAAGGUGAAUCGUGGGUUUCUUGGAUUCAGGUAUUUGAAUAUUACAUUUCUCAUCACCAGGCAAAGGCUUUCGAGUCCGUUUUUGGAAGUGUGACCUGUUUGCCGGGAUGUUUCUCUAUUUACAGGAUCAAAGCUCCAAAGGGUGCAGAUGGAUACUGGGUGCCUAUCUUGGCCAAUCCUGAUAUUGUGGAAAGAUACUCGGACAAUGAUACUGGCACUCUGCAUAAGAAAAAUUUGCUUUUGCUGGGUGAAGACAGAUUUUUGUCUUCUCUCAUGUUGAGAACAUUUCCUAAGCGCAAACAGGUUUUUCUACCUAAAGCUGCCUGUAAAACGAUUGUCCCUAAUAGCUUCAGCGUUCUUUUGUCGCAGCGGAGAAGAUGGAUUAACUCAACUGUCCAUAAUUUGAUGGAACUUGUGUUGAUCAAAGAUUUGUGUGGGAGCUUUUGCUUUUCGAUGCAGUUUGUCAUCGGCAUGGAAUUGGUUGGUACCCUGGUAUUGCCAUUAGCUAUCUGUUUCACCAUUUACGUGAUUAUUUUUGCAAUUGUGUCCCGCCCUGUGCCUAUUAUCACAUUGGUCUUAUUGGGUGUCAUUCUAGGUCUCCCUGGUCUUCUCAUUGUGGUCACGGCAAGCAGAUGGUCAUACCUAGGCUGGAUGAUUAUUUACAUUAUUGCUCUCCCUAUCUGGAAUUUCGUGCUUCCUGUUUAUGCCUAUUGGAAAUUCGACGACUUCAGUUGGGGUGAUACUAGAACGAUUGCUGGUGGUAACAAAUCAGCCGCGCAUGAUGAAGAGGUAGGGGAGUUUGAUCAUUCAAAGAUUAGGAUGCGCACCUGGAGAGAGUUUGAGAAAGAAGAGCGCAUGAAAGCCAAAGGUCAAGGUCAACAUUCGAGAUUAGGCUCGAUCUUAAAUUUAGAUCUCAUGCCCGAGGUAAGCAAUUCUGACAGAGACGAUCACCGCUCUUUUUGA
Lachancea nothofagi CBS 11611 is the source of this 3261-nucleotide messenger RNA. Lineage: Eukaryota; Fungi; Ascomycota; Saccharomycetes; Saccharomycetales; Saccharomycetaceae. The record is from the annotation of a GenBank genome assembly.